UUGAUUAUUGUUGCUUGCAGCGCGUUACAUGAUAAAGAAAAGAGCUCAAGGGCCGGCUGACACGUAACCAGUUCUUCCUAAUUGUGUUCAUGUGUAGCUUUGCUUAUUACCUCUUUCCUGGUUAUCUAUUUCCGAUGUUAACCUCCAUGUCUUGAGUCUGUUGGGCCUUCCCUAAAUCUGUUCUCGCCCACCAACUGGGCUCCGGCCUUCAUGGUCUGGGCAUCGGUGCCUUGGCCUUGGACUGGUCUGCAGCCACUUCUUACCUUGGAAGUCCACUCGCCAGCCCUUGGUUUGCUACAGCCAACAUCGGCGUUGGCUUCCUCGUCCUCGUGUACCUCAUCGUCCCUGCUUCCUACUGGCUCAACAUCUACAAUGCCAAAGCCUUCCCCAUCUACUCCAGCCAACUCUUUACUUCUUCCGGCCAAACCUACAACAUCUCUUCUAUCAUCAACUCUAACUUCCAAAUUGACCUCAACGCCUACAAGCAGAACGGCCCUCUUUACAUCAGUACCUUCUUUGCCAUUACCUAUGGUGCUGGCUUCGCUGCACUUACUGCCACUAUUGUUCACGUUCUUGUCUUCCAUGGAAGGGAAAUAUUGGAGCUAAGCAAAUCGGCCUUGAAGGACAAGAGAAAGAUGGACAUAUACACGAGGCUUAUGAGCAAGUAUAAGCAAGUGCCCCAAUGGUGGUUCAUCUGCAUCCUCCUCUUGAACAUUGCUGCCACUAUCUUUGCUUGUCAGUACUACAACGACCAACUUCAAUUACCAUGGUGGGGAGUCUUAAUAGCUUGUUUCAUUGCCUUGAUCUUCAUUCUACCAAUUGGCAUCAUCUAUGCCACCACAAACCAAGUACCAGGGUUGAACAUCAUUACCGAGUAUAUUAUAGGGUACAUCUACCCAGGGCGCCCUGUUGCCAACAUGUGCUUCAAGGCGUAUGGAUAUAUCAGUAUGACUCAAGCUGUCACCUUUCUCCAAGAUUUCAAGCUUGGUCACUACAUGAAGAUUCCUCCCAGAACAAUGUUUUUGGCCCAGGUUGUAGGAACCUUGCUAUCUUGUUUGGUCUACCUGGGAACUGCUUGGUGGCUAAUGACUUCCAUCCCCAACAUCUGUGACACUUCCCUGCUGCCCCCCAACAGCCCAUGGACAUGUUCAAUGGACCGUGUAUUUUACGACGCAUCUGUUAUCUGGGGGCUGAUUGGCCCUCACAGAUUUUUUGGGGACCUCGGUUCAUAUUCAGCUGUCAAUUGGUUCUUCCUAGGUGGAGCCAUUGCCCCAGUUCUUGUCUGGGUUGCACACAAAGCCUUCCCUCAGCAGAAAUGGAUCCGCCUCAUCAACAUGCCAAUCCUAUUAGGUGCUACAGGAAUGAUGCCCCCUGCCAGCGCUAUCAACUUCAGCACCUGGCUACUUCUUGGGUUCGUCUCUGGCUUCAUCCUCUAUAGAUACCAGCAAAACUGGUGGCAACGACACAAUUAUGUUCUCUCAGGGGCUCUAGACGCUGGCCUAGCCUUCAUGGGUGUGCUCCUGUUUCUGUGCUUGGGCCUGAAGGGAGUCGGCAUUAAUUGGUGGGGAGCAAACCUAGAUGGCUGCCCUUUGGCUAUUUGCCCAACCGCCAAAGGGGUGAUUGUUGAUAAUUGCCCUGUUUUCUGACUUAAGUUUAC
Telopea speciosissima is the source of this 1657-nucleotide messenger RNA. Its product is annotated as oligopeptide transporter 7-like. Gene Ontology annotation, biological process: transmembrane transport. NCBI's taxonomy places the organism in Eukaryota, Viridiplantae, Streptophyta, Magnoliopsida, Proteales, Proteaceae. The transcript is spliced from 4 exons. The record is from RefSeq and is a predicted model, not a curated record. Gene Ontology annotation, molecular function: oligopeptide transmembrane transporter activity. Bases 636 to 1646 code for a protein of 336 amino acids.